AUGGAUUACGGUGUGUAUAGCAAUAGAUCUCCCCCUGCACCCCAUUUGUCGGUUUCCCGAAAUUUCAGCUUUAAUUUUUCUGCCGAUCAAAGUCUAACGAAUAUCAUUCGGCGAUCUGCAGCUUCUCGUCAUAGACGCGCUAAACAGCAAGCUGCUGAACAUAAACGUAGUCACAGUUUGGGAGAUAGUAAUAAUUUGUUUCUUUGGUCAUUUAAUUCUCGUCCCAAAAGUCGAAGCAUCCGUGGUUCACCUAUAAACACCCCACAGUCAUUUAUUCAUUCAGAGCUAAUCAGUCCAAGUCCUCAGCGGUCUUUAUGCCAACAAAAAUCUGAUCCUGAAAAGAUUGAACACGAUUUGGUAACGUCUACUUUAACUGCAGAAUCUGUUGCAAGUCGUAAUGCUUUACACUUAUUGCAAAACUUAUCAUUAACCUCUAGCACCGUAGAAAACUCUACGUCCUCAAAGUAA
This is a messenger RNA of Schistosoma margrebowiei, 468 nucleotides long. The record is from the annotation of a GenBank genome assembly. Lineage: Eukaryota; Metazoa; Platyhelminthes; Trematoda; Strigeidida; Schistosomatidae.